UUCUGACUAUAUUCGUAUAUAAAAUGGAUUUUCUCCGAUAUUUUCCUCGUCCCCAAAAUAAAAUCGAUAAUUUUUGGUUCUCAACUUCGUUGAAGAUCCCGCUUGAGUUCUAUAACAUCAAGGCAUCCGAUCGGAGCAACAAACAGAAAUCGGAGUGAAAAUGAGGAGGAGACCUGGCAUUGGAGGCUUACAGACAGCCGCGGCGGCGAGGGACCAAUACCGCCAGCUGGGUGAAAAUGUAGCGAAGCUCAGAACCGAUAUGAUGAAGGAGCAGCUCUCCACCUUUCGAUCUCAGUUAGAGGAUUUCGCUCGCAAACACAAGAAAGAUAUCGGUAAGAACCCGGCUUUCAGAUCCCAGUUCCAUGAAAUGUGUGCUAAAGUUGGUGUAGAUCCCUUGGCCUCAAACAAGGGGUUUUGGGCAGAGCUAUUAGGCAUUGGUGAUUUCUAUUACGAGAUUGGAGUGCAAAUUGUUGACAUUUGCUUGUCUACAAGACCCCACAAUGGAGGUUUGAUCAGUUUACAAGAGCUGUGUACUUUGCUUCGGCAGAGACGAAAAAGUGAUCGUGAAGCUGUUUCUGAGGAUGACUGCCUGCGAGCUAUAAGUAAACUGAAGAUAUUGGGAAGUGGUUUUGAAGUAAUUACUGUUGGCAAGAAAAAACUUGUUCGGUCUGUUCCAACCGAGUUGAACAAAGAUCACAAUGAAAUUCUUGAGCUUGCUCAGGCCCAAGGCUAUGUAACUGUUGAUGAGGUAGAGAGACGACUUUCUUGGACAUCUGGUCGUGCAGUUGAUGCCCUCGAUACUCUACUGGAUGAAGGUCUUUCGAUGAUUGAUGAUGGCCACCGUGAUGGUAGACGUCGCUAUUGGUUUCCUUGUGUUUCUCCUAUCUCAUCUUCUCUCCCUACUGAUGCCUAACAUGAUAAUUUUAAAGAACAAGUACUAUGUAGUUUAUGGUACGAUAGAAUCACAAAGCAUGUAUCCUAUGCUUUUUGUAUCAAUGCUAUUGUUUGUCAUUUCCCCUUUGUUCUAUUUAUUUAUUUUAGUUGAACCUUGAUGAACAAUGCGUAAAGGAAAAAACACGUCUGCAAAUAACAAAACAUCAUAUAUAGUUUACGUUUGAAGAUAUUUCAAA
Molecule: messenger RNA, 1130 nt
Organism: Benincasa hispida (wax gourd)
Lineage: Eukaryota; Viridiplantae; Streptophyta; Magnoliopsida; Cucurbitales; Cucurbitaceae
Gene: VPS22
Product: EAP30/Vps36 family protein
Biological process (GO): protein transport to vacuole involved in ubiquitin-dependent protein catabolic process via the multivesicular body sorting pathway
Cellular component (GO): ESCRT II complex
Source: RefSeq, a predicted model, not a curated record